AUGGAAAAACAUUCAUUACCAUAUAACAGCGGAAAUGAUGAUGGCAACGGCAUUUUUGCAAUUUGUGGUUUAACAUUAUAUUCCGCCACCAUUCUUUGUACCUUUGCGCAAAUUAGUCUAACAUUAACAUCCAGUUUAUUCAUGUACACUUAUCUUCCACAUACAGUCGUUAAUUCCAUCCUUAUCUCUUUAUCAGUGUUUUGCUGUAGUAUUGCUAUCAUAUUCCUAUUACUUCGUAUUUGGGAACGAAUAUUUGGUUCAAUGUAUGAUUCAUUCUUUCACGGAUAUUUGUUAAGUAUGCUUCUUAUGGCAUUAAUCAGUUUUUUCGAAGUGAUGUAUUUCCCGUUAUCACUGCUACAAACAUUUACCGAUUGGAAUUCAUCAUCUAUCACCUAUCACAGUAUUUUAAUCAUUUUAAGUGCUAUCACAUUGUUACUGCAAUUCUUGCUACGUAGUCUUGUUGAAGAAAUGUUCGCUCGUAUAAACUGUAACUUCAAGUGA
This is a messenger RNA of Brugia malayi, 501 nucleotides long. RefSeq lists its product as uncharacterized. Bases 1 to 501 code for a protein of 166 amino acids. The record is from RefSeq and is a predicted model, not a curated record. The transcript is spliced from 3 exons. NCBI's taxonomy places the organism in Eukaryota, Metazoa, Nematoda, Chromadorea, Rhabditida, Onchocercidae.